UGCUCAGAGAGUAAACUAGUUAAUAUGAAUAUCACGCCUCCACUGAAGUCUCUGUUUUUUUUUGUUGUAAUUAUGUUCCCCAGUAUUGUUAAACCAAUUAGUAAAGCAGUCGAUGAUCAGGUCUGCCCAGUUCAAAGGUGUAGACAUGAUGGUCCUGAUAUCAAGUUUCCAUUCCGUCUACAACACUAUCCCCCUCAAUGUGGCCAUCCGGAGUUUGAGGUUUCCUGCAGCAGCUUCAGCAACAAGACCAUGAUGAAGCUUUCCUCAUCAUCAGGAUUCUUUCUAAUAGAAACAAUCGAUUACGAGCGUCAACUGUUUCGUGUGUCAGAUGAGGAUGGUUGCCUCCCGAGACGCCUUCUUAAUUUUACUGCCUCCUUCUCGCUCUUUCAACCAGCAGACAUGUCUUACAAAACGGACUAUUGCGCUUUCUUUUCCCGGUACAAAAACAUCUUGACGUUGUUAAACUGUACCCAGGCACAAAAUUUGAGCGCAUCCACUACAACAACAGAUGACGACUCCAUAGCGAUCAAAUGUCUCAGUGUCCCGGGGCAUUAUCAAAUUGUGGCUGUUGCCGGGGAUUUUAGUUUGUUUGACUUGCCGGUAGACAGUCAUUGCUAUACUUUGUCAGAACUCUUUCUUCCACUCAGACAUAAUCCGGCUUAUAGGUGUGAACCAGACACUGGUUUUUCGCUGCAAUGGGGACAAAAACACAAAGGUCAUGUAUCGACUAGGUUUAUUGUCAUCGGAGUGAGCGUAUGUGGGUUUGUUGUCUUGUCAACUACGGCGGUAGGCAUCUUUUACCAUUUAAAGCAAUCAAUAAAGAGGAGAGAGGAAAAGGAGAAUCAAAGAAAGAUUGAAAAGUUCCUAGAUGAUCACAAGUCCCAUGUACCAACAAGAUACUCCUAUGCUGAUAUAAAGAAGAUGACAAAUGAAUUCAAGAAGAAGUUAGGUGAAGGCGGUUUUGGAAGUGUUUUCAGUGGAAAGCUUCCCAAUAAUGGAGUGCCAGUUGCAGUAAAAGUCCUCAAGGAUUCUAAAGGAAGUGGAGAAGAUUUUGUUAACGAAGUGGGAACCAUUGGCAGGAUUCACCAUGUAAACGUGGUUCGCCUACUUGGGUUUUCAGCUGAAGGAGGGAACCGUGCUCUUAUUUUUGAGCUCAUGCCAAACAGGUCCCUAGAGAAGUUCAUCAAAUCUACAGGAUCAAAUAAGAGCAGGAGUUCAUUUAACUGGGAGAAACUUUGCAACAUCAUCACAGGUAUAGCAAAGGGAAUCGAGUACCUUCACCAAGGGUGUGACCAGAGGAUUCUCCACUUUGAUAUCAAGCCUCACAAUAUCUUGUUAGACCAUGCCUUUAAUCCGAAAAUUUCUGAUUUUGGUAUGGCUAAACUCUGUUCCAAGGAAGACAGUGCUAUAUCUAUGACUGCUGCCAGAGGCACUAUAGGCUACAUUGCACCUGAAGUAUUUAAUGGAAACUUUGGAACUGUCUCCCACAAAUCGGAUGUGUAUAGUUUCGGGAUGCUUGUUCUUGAAGUUAUUGGAGCUAGGAGGGAAAAUGCGGUUACAUCUAGUGACAAUGAGGUGUAUUUUCCUGAAUUGAUUUACAAGUGUCUGAUCCAAGGAGAAGAGUUGGAUUUGGAGCUAGCUGAUGAUGGAGAUGCUCAGAUUGCUAAGAGAUUAGCAAUUGUGGCACUCUGGUGCAUCCAGUGGUACCCGGUGAAUCGCCCUUCCAUGAAAGAAGUUGUUAUAAUGCUGGAAGGACCCUCCGAAAGCUUGAUCAUGCCACCCAAUCCGUUUGCUUCCACAACUCAGAUGGAUCCAACAACAACCCCAUCAAGUUAAUUAGAAACAAUGUUAAAGUGAUUUCACUGAUGCUUGUCUACAUGCCUGCAUUCUAAAGGUGUACUGGUGUUGAUCCUAAAAUAAUCCACUGCAAAUAGUUUUUGUUAAAUUGUAUCUCAGUCAGUGUUUCAAUAUUGUUACUAGAUAUCAGUUAAUAAAUGACUACUUCAG
Messenger RNA from Rosa chinensis, 2007 nucleotides. RefSeq names its product rust resistance kinase Lr10. Gene Ontology annotation, biological process: protein phosphorylation. NCBI's taxonomy places the organism in Eukaryota, Viridiplantae, Streptophyta, Magnoliopsida, Rosales, Rosaceae. The record is from RefSeq and is a predicted model, not a curated record. The transcript is spliced from 2 exons. The coding region runs from base 25 to 1836 and encodes 603 amino acids. Gene Ontology annotation, molecular function: protein kinase activity; polysaccharide binding; ATP binding.